CACAUGUUCAGAAUCCAGUAUCAGAUGCAUGGUUUUUAAACAUGUCGCAUUAUAACUUCAAGAAAAUAACAGUUGUUCCUUCGGGGAAGGACUUUGUGGAUAUCGUGCUAUCACGAACCCAGCGGAAAACACCAACUGUUGUACACAAGCAUUAUAAGAUUAAUCGAAUACGACAGUUUUACAUGCGAAAAGUGAAAUUUACACAGCAAAAUUUUCAUGAUAAACUAUCAGAUGUUUUAAAUGAAUUUCCAAAAUUAGAGGAUAUUCAUCCUUUCUAUGCUGAUCUUAUGAAUGUUUUAUAUGAUAAAGAUCAUUAUAAACUUGCCCUCGGACAGAUCAAUACAGCCAGACAUCUCAUAGACAAUGUUUCUAAAGAUUAUGUCAGAUUAAUGAAAUAUGCUGAUACAUUGUAUCGAUGUAAGCAGUUGAAAAAAGCAGCUUUAGGGAGGAUGUGCACAGUUAUGAAACGACAGAAUCAGAGUCUGGAGUAUUUAGAGCAAGUUAGACAGCAUCUAUCGCGAUUACCAUCAAUUGAUCCGAACACAAGAACUUUACUUAUAUGUGGAUUUCCAAAUGUUGGAAAAUCAAGUUUCAUCAAUAAGAUCACUAGAGCGGACGUAGAAGUGCAACCAUAUGCAUUCACAACAAAGUCAUUAUUUGUUGGUCAUACCGAUUAUAAAUACCUGAGAUGGCAAGUGGUAGAUACACCUGGAAUAUUAGACCAUUCAUUGGAGGAAAGGAAUACCAUUGAAAUGCAGGCGAUAACUGCUUUAGCGCAUCUUAGAGCCGCUGUUCUGUACAUAAUGGACACGAGUGAACAAUGCGGUCAUACUAUAGAAGAACAGGUUGAUUUAUUCAAGAAUAUCCAGCCAUUGUUUGCUAACAAACCUCUUCUUAUAAUACUCAACAAAAUUGAUGUUGUAAAGCCCGAAGAACUUGGAGACGAUGAAAAGAAAUUAUUAUCCGACUUCCAGACUGAGGGAAUACCAGUAUUACCAAUGAGUACCGUGACAGAAGAAGGUGUCAUUGAUGUGAAAACAGAGGCGUGUGAUAGGCUGCUAGCUCAGAGAGUGGAUACAAAGAUAAAAGGAAAAAAAGUCAAUGAUGUGUUGAAUAGACUACAUCUCGCUGUUCCUCAACAAAGGGAUCAGAAAACGAGGCCACCAUGUAUACCAGAAGGCGUACAGAAGAAGAAAUCUGCCAUGCAGAUUGAGGGCAGACGUAAGAAGUUAGAACGUGAUAUUGAGAUAGAGGAAGAAGACUUGUACGUCUUGGAUUUGAAUAAACAUUACUUGAUUCCAGAGGAUGAGAAAUAUGACGUUAUUCCCGAAUUGUGGGAGGGCAAGAAUUUGGCAGAUUAUAUCGAUCCAGAAAUUGAAAAAAAAUUGGAAGAACUAGAGAAGGAAGAAUUGCUAAGAGAAGGAGCGGGCGAGUAUGACGAAGAUAUGUCAUCAGAUGAUGAAGAAAUGAGAGAAAUCAGAAAAAUUGCAUCAAAAAUCCGUAACAAAAGGAAGAUAGUUAUGAUGGAAUCAAAGGAGAAAAGAAAAGUGGAGAAACCUGUUUUACCCAGAACUGCUAUCAAGGGUAAACGAAGUCGCUUUGAACGAGAAAUGGGAGAACUUGGUGUUGAACCUAAUCCUGGGGGUCAUUUCACUCGCAGUAGAUCACGAAGUAAAACUCCAGUUGCCAAGAAGCGCCAACGUACAGACUCUCUUGGUAGGGCCCGUAGCAGUUCUCGAACACCACGUGAUCUGUCAGGAGUACGUGAUGAGACGAUGUUCAACAAAACUAAGAAAAUGGGGAAACUAUCACAGAGGAAUCGCAACAGAUUUGGUAAAGCCGGAGAAGCCGACAGAGUUAUUACAACAAAGAUGCCUAAACAUUUGUUUGCUGGCAAGCGAAAGGGUGGUAAAACUGACAGGCGCUAACAAUCAGCCCACAAAUCCUCAAUUGCUAAAGUAUUAUACAGAGACAAUAUUUGAUUUUGAAGUCUAUAUAUUUCAAUUUCAUGCUAUUUUAUUUUACUGAUAUGCACAUUAAUGUCAUGGCUUUCCUUGGUUGGAUAUAGCUGUCCUUCCGUAUAUGGUUGUGUAUUUCCAUAUAUGGUUGUGCCUUUCCCCAUAUAUAUAUUUAUGUACUUCUAUAUAUGGUAUGUUGAUCAGCUGGGGAUAAAUUCUAUCUUGGGUAAUCCAAGAUAAAUUAUUGGUUAUAUUAUUUUAUUUGAUUAUUAUUUUACUUCUGUCAUAAUAUUCUGGUUGCAAUAAAUUAGCAUUGUCACAAA
Messenger RNA from Saccoglossus kowalevskii, 2281 nucleotides. RefSeq names its product GTP-binding protein 4-like. The record is from RefSeq and is a predicted model, not a curated record. Gene Ontology annotation, molecular function: GTP binding. Lineage: Eukaryota; Metazoa; Hemichordata; Enteropneusta; Harrimaniidae.